Messenger RNA from Dioscorea cayenensis subsp. rotundata (Guinea yam), 1988 nucleotides. RefSeq names its product zinc finger CCHC domain-containing protein 8-like. The record is from RefSeq and is a predicted model, not a curated record. Gene Ontology annotation, molecular function: zinc ion binding; RNA binding. The transcript has 9 exons. NCBI's taxonomy places the organism in Eukaryota, Viridiplantae, Streptophyta, Magnoliopsida, Dioscoreales, Dioscoreaceae. Gene Ontology annotation, cellular component: catalytic step 2 spliceosome. The coding region runs from base 256 to 1959 and encodes 567 amino acids.
GUAUAAAAAACAUAGUUUCGAUUUCCCAUAAAUUUUUUCAGGUACUCAUAAAAGUUCUAAUCGAACCUCGUCUUCUCCAACCACGACUACCUUCGCCUUUCAAAGCUUGGCUUUCCAUCGCCUCGUCGUCGUCGUCGUCGUCUCCGUUCGUCUUCCGCUCACGGGCUUCUUCUCUCUUUGGGGUAAUGCUCUGCACAGUAUCUGCACUUAAUUGGCGGUUAAACUUAGAGACUAUAGGCAUCUGCUUUCCAGCUGAUGAUGGAUUCAAAUAAUUUUACUGAUCCUGAUACCUCUGGCACUUCUAAUGGUAGAGGUGAAGAAAAUGUCCCAGAGUUGCUGAACACUGUUCCGGAUGAAAAUAACUUGACAGAGAGUACAUCUCAAACAACUAUUCCCAUUGGGGAUAGUAUUGAGGAAGUUGACAUGGAUAUUGAGGAGGAGGAAGGCCAAUAUUCACCAAUAGUGAAUGUUGAGGUUGAAGCACAGCAAAAGGAUUCUGCUUUAUCACAAAGUUCAGAGCUUACUACAUCUGUGACAAUGUUGGAGAAGGAAGAUCCUCAACAGGACCAGGAGAAUGGCCAUGCAAUUAUCCAAAAUGGUAAAUCCAGGGACAACUUUUUGGUUGAUGAACGCGUUAUAACAGGAGCUAAGCGAGCUAGAAUUACAUAUGAUGAUCAGCAACCAUCUGUACAUGUAGUUUAUAAAUCCUUGACAAGAGAAAGCAAGAAAAAGCUCAUGCAGCUUAUGCAGCAUUGGUCUGAGUGGGAGGCUCAGCGUCAAUCUUCUUCUGAUGUGUCUUCAGAGGAGGCUUUUGAGUCUGGCGAAGAGACAUACUUUCCAGCACUUAGCUUAAGAUCAGGGAGGUCAUCUACUGUGUCAUUCUGGUUGGACAACAUGAAAAGAAAAGAAGAAAUCAAUGACAUCCAAUUAGAAAAUGAGUCAGUUCCUCUUUAUGACCGGGGAUAUACGUUGGGUUCAACUUCACUUGAUGGUUCAACAAAUUCCAACUGGAUCGAGACACCAGAUACUUCGCGAUGUUUUAACUGUGGUUCAUACAGUCAUAUGCUGAGGGAAUGCCCAAGACCUCGCAACCGAUAUGCAAUCAGUAAUGCUCGCAGACUACAUGGCUCAAAACGUAAUCAGCCUUCUGGUCCUCGUGUCCAAAUUAGGUAUUACCAGAAAUCUUCUGGGAAGAUUGAUGAUGAUAUCAAACCUGGAGUUCUUGGAACUGAAGCAAAAGAAUCCUUGGGUAUUAGGGAAUCCGAUCCACUUCCUUGGCUACACCGAACUCAAGAGCCGGGACAUCCACCAGGAUAUCUAGAGGGAGCUGAAGAUGAAGAUCAGCCUUCAGGAAUCACAAUAUUUUCUGAAGAGGAGGAGAUAAAAGAAGAGUAUGAAGAAGGGGAGCUCCCUGAAAAGGCUGAACCUGAAACACCGUUGAGAAAGAUGGCAGCAGAAUUCUCAGGGAUCAAUGCUCCUAGCCCUGCAAAUGCAAACCAGAGGCUUUGGGCAGUUCACUCUGGUGGAUUUCCAGGAUCCUACCCUUCCAAGCACCACAGGUUCUCUAGAUCAAGUCAUUCAUCAGAAUCCCAUGGAGGGCGCAGCCAUGAGAGGUGGUCGGAAGACCAUCGAGACAACAGAUUACCAUCUUCCGAUACGGGUGGAUACUACUCACCGAGGUACAGCCCUUAUGGUCAACAUCCAGCACUAAAUAGAUCAUUGUCUGAUAGAGAACGUGGGACUCCUCUGCCUGACAAGAACUCAGCCAAUCCAUUUACUUACCCACCACCACCGCCACCACCAGGCACCACUCGGCACUCAUCCUAUCACAGCCCGACAACCAGUGGCGAGCAUUGGAAAAACUAUAGCUCAUAUAACGGCAUCACCAGCCCGAGUGUUUCAUCACAACAGGCAAGAGACAGGCAUGAUCAUCAUUUUCGGAACCAUAGCCGAAGGUAGAUAUCACUGUACCAUUAAUGCUAUCUCUG